UUAAUAUUACUACUGUCAUCGGCAUUUGACAAUUUGUCCAUCUACUUCAAUUACUUAUAUGUAUUUUAUUAAAAUGCAAAGGAUUUGAUCUGCUUACUUUUAUCUAGAAAUUGUAAUUUUAAAAAUAAAAAUGGAAGUAAUAGUUGCAAAUGUUGAUCAUAUCAAAUUUGAUAUAGAUUAUGCGUUAGAAGAACAAUAUGGAGCUCUUCCUUUACCUUUCCCGGGAAUGGACAAGUCAACAGCUGCAGUCUGUGAAUUCUUUAGCCAGCCUGGAGGCUGUGGUAAUGGCCCGCAAUGUCCUUACAGACACGUGCGAGGUGAUCGCACAGUGGUAUGCAAACAUUGGCUCAGAGGUCUGUGCAAAAAGGGUGACCAAUGUGAAUUUCUACAUGAAUAUGAUAUGUCAAAGAUGCCUGAGUGUUACUUCUAUGCUAGAUUUAAUGCAUGUCACAAUAAGGAGUGCCCAUUCUUACAUAUAGACCCUGAGAGUAAAAUUAAAGACUGUCCAUGGUACGAUCGUGGAUUCUGUAGACACGGGCCGCACUGUCGCCACCGGCAUGUGAGACGUGUACUCUGUAUGAAUUAUCUAGCUGGCUUGUGUCCAGAUGGGCCCAACUGCAAGUACAUGCAUCCACGUUUUGAACUGCCCGCACCCCCUGAACAGACAAAGGAUGCAAAACGUUUGCCAAUGUGUCACUACUGCUUUGAAGUUGGCCAUAAGGCUUCAUCUUGUAAUAAAAUACCUCCAGAACAAAGAGAAGCAGCUCAAAGACAAGAAGAAGCAAGAUUCCGUGCUCUUGGUUAUGUAAAACCUGUUAGCGAAAAUGAGGAACCCAAUAGAGGCCUCCAGAGGAUGAUGCAUAAACCCCUUGAAGAAGUAACAUGUUUUAAGUGUGGAACAAAAGGACAUUAUGCCAAUAAAUGUCCCAAAGGUCACCUAGCCUUUCUGUCCAGUCAAGCCAAUCAGAAUAAUCAAAAUAAUUUUAAAAAGCCGAACUAGUGUAAAUAUGUGAAGCCAUAUGAAAUCUAAAGGCUUCGAAACUGGUAUGUGAUUAUGAACCAUGAUAAAUAUGUAGCUGGGAAUAACAGUAAUAUUUCAAACCAGUUGAUUUUAAGUAAAUGUUUUGUAUUUACUUAUAACUAUUGAAUUAAUUGAUUACUUGUUUGGAAAUACUAAGUAAAAAAAGAAAAUAUUUUACAAAAUAAACUCUUCAAAUAAUA
Galleria mellonella (greater wax moth) is the source of this 1221-nucleotide messenger RNA. RefSeq names its product cleavage and polyadenylation specificity factor subunit 4 (gene Clp). Gene Ontology annotation, molecular function: RNA binding; zinc ion binding. The record is from RefSeq and is a predicted model, not a curated record. NCBI's taxonomy places the organism in Eukaryota, Metazoa, Arthropoda, Insecta, Lepidoptera, Pyralidae. The coding region runs from base 131 to 1000 and encodes 289 amino acids. The transcript is spliced from 4 exons.